GGGCGCCGGCGUCGCUUCGUGCUGUCCCGGCAAGGUCGCCGGGUCGCGAAGACUCGGCGUCAUCGUCCUGUCGGUCCGUGCGGCUCGAUCCCGUUUGUUCUAAGCGAAGAGAUCGAGAACAUGUCGGGGUUCACACCGGACGAGAAGCUGCGGCUGGAGCAGCUGCGCGUGCUGAGGAGGCAGUGGCUGAAGGACCAAGAGCUGAGCCCCCGGGAGCCCGUACUGCCCCCGCAGAAGUCCUGGUUCGGCUUCUGGGAUAGCUUCCAGCACAGCCAGUCGGCCUGGAAGAGAUUUACUGUAAAAGCAUGUCGAAAUGGAAUGUUCUUUUUUACGACUUUCCUUAUACCAGCCUGGGUUAUUCACUAUUAUGUCAAAUACCAUGUACAAACAAGGCCAUAUGGCAUCGUUGAUAAGAAACCUAGAAUAUUUCCAGGUGAUAAAAUUCUAGAAACUGGAGAAGUGAUUCCACCAUUGAAAGCUGAUGAUGUACAUGAUUAUCAUUAAAAACAAUUCUUAAUCCAGAAACUUAUGGAUCCGUAUUUUGUUUCUGUACCAGUAUGUCUACUGAAAAUAUUUUCUGUAAAAGCAACUUAAUAAAAUCUACUCUUUAAAUAA
Sarcophilus harrisii (Tasmanian devil) is the source of this 615-nucleotide messenger RNA. It is a transcript of the gene NDUFB6, whose product is annotated as NADH:ubiquinone oxidoreductase subunit B6. Lineage: Eukaryota; Metazoa; Chordata; Mammalia; Dasyuromorphia; Dasyuridae. Gene Ontology annotation, biological process: mitochondrial electron transport, NADH to ubiquinone; mitochondrial ATP synthesis coupled electron transport. The transcript has 4 exons. Bases 121 to 504 code for a protein of 127 amino acids. The record is from RefSeq and is a predicted model, not a curated record.